ACCACCCAUCCAAUCCCAUCUUGCCAUCUUGGCUUGACAAUCAACCACAGCAACAGAGGACCGAGGAUAGAAGAUUUCUUUGCAGCCAUCAGCAUGAACGACGAUAACGUGAAAGUCGUCCUGAAGAGUGCCGGCGUCGCCUUACUGGUUGCCGGCGUUGCCAUGAAGUUACUGACCAAACGGGAACCCGAGAAGGAAGACAUUCCGAAAAACACAUUAGUGACGUACCUUUUCCCUACGUACAAAGGGACUGGACUGUGGAACAUGUCGCCCGCAUGCUGGAAAUUGGAGACCUACUUGCGACUUGUCAAAGUCCCUCACGUCCAGAAGACGAUUAUUACAGCGAGUGAUUCGCCUACGAAGACUGCACCUUGGAUUAGAUACAAUGAUUUUGUCCUAUCCGACAGCCAACGGAUUAUACGCUGGUUGGAAAAAGAGGGCAUCUCAAACGGGCUGGAUGCGCAUCUUACGGCCGAGCAGAAAGGGCAGUCGACGGCCAUUCAAUACUUGCUGGAAGAAGGGGUUUACUGGAUGAUGCUAUAUGAUAGGUGGCAACAUGAAGCGAACUGGCCCACUAUUCGAGACCUCUUCUUCGAACCCGUGCCUGCCGUCAUGCGAAGCUUCAUCGCAAAUCGGGUGCGCUCGCAGACAGUCAUGGCUUUGCGAAAGCAAAAGCUUGGGAGACUGUCCUACGAAGAAAUUCUGGAGAUGCACGGGAACUGCGUGGAAGCGCUUUCAAACCUCCUUGGCGACAAGCGAUACUUCUUGAGCGAUGCUCAACCGAGCUCUGUCGAUGCUACGGCUUUUGCACAAAUCGCCAAUAUGGUUUACAGCAAAUUGCCGGACAACCGCCUGUCUCAACAGAUGGCUUCAAAACCCAACCUGGUCGCAUAUUGUGACAGACUCAAGAGCGAAGUGUUCCCUGAAAUGCUGAUCGAGGAUUGAUACAUGGAUCGACGGCGUUAUCGACCAUCGGCAUGCAUAUUCACUAAGAUGUUGAAGUUGCAGUAGGUGAAUAGGUGAAUAGGUGACAUAGGUGAAUAGAAGACAGUUUCGCGCAAAGCCACAGUUGAUAGGGACACAGCGUUAUAAGGUUUAGCACGUGACGUGACAAGCGCGUCGUAUAAGCAUUCUCCGCCCGGAAAACCGUCAGGGUGGAGGACGAACAAUAGCGUAGCCCAAAGCCCAAAUAAAGACCUCCCAAAAAAGAAUUCGAGCACUUUGUUCUACUAUGAGAUUGGAUUUUGAGGAACGAGGCCGGGUAAAACUCCUUUAAUACCCGUCCCAGAUGAAGCGGUGCUGCGGCGGGACCCGUA
Messenger RNA from Fimicolochytrium jonesii, 1316 nucleotides. RefSeq lists its product as uncharacterized. NCBI's taxonomy places the organism in Eukaryota, Fungi, Chytridiomycota, Chytridiomycetes, Spizellomycetales, Powellomycetaceae. The transcript has 8 exons. The coding region runs from base 94 to 945 and encodes 283 amino acids. The record is from RefSeq and is a predicted model, not a curated record.